This is a messenger RNA of Oncorhynchus gorbuscha (pink salmon), 5056 nucleotides long. It is a transcript of the gene acap3a, whose product is annotated as ArfGAP with coiled-coil, ankyrin repeat and PH domains 3a. The transcript has 23 exons. NCBI's taxonomy places the organism in Eukaryota, Metazoa, Chordata, Actinopteri, Salmoniformes, Salmonidae. Gene Ontology annotation, cellular component: cytoplasm. Bases 155 to 2671 code for a protein of 838 amino acids. The record is from RefSeq and is a predicted model, not a curated record. Gene Ontology annotation, molecular function: protein binding; GTPase activator activity.
GCUCUUGUUUCAGUUUAGUAGCGCAGUGAAGACGGGGAGAGUUGGCUAUCGCUGCACAUCGGAAUAGUCUACAUAUAUCUACAGUCUUCUAUCGUUUAUAAUUUUUCUGGAAAUGAAAUUUAUGAAUUAAGAUUGAAGACUGAAUCCAGCCAAAAUGACGGUGGAUUUUGAAGAAUGUGUGAAAGAUUCACCCCGGUUCAGGGCGAACAUUAAUGAAGUGGAGACGGAGGUUGUGGAGAUUGAAGUGAAACUAGACAAGUUGGUGAAGCUAUGCAGUGGGAUGAUCGAGGCAGGGAAGGCCUAUGUCAGCGCCAACAAACUCUUUGUGAACGGGAUCCGGGACCUGUCCCAACAAUGCAAGAAGGAUGAGAUGAUAUCGGAGUGUCUGGAGAAGUGUGGGGAGAGCCUCCAGGAAAUAGUCAACUACCACAUGAUUCUGUUCGAUCAAGCCCAGAGAUCUGUGAAGCAGCAGUUACACACCUUUGUGAAAGAGGAUGUCCGUAAAUUCAAGGAGACCAAGAAGCACUUUGACCGUGUGCGUGAGGACUUGGAGAUAGCCCAGGUGAAGAACGCCCAGGCCCCCAGGAGCAAACCUCACGAGGUGGAGGAGGCCACCGGUACACUCAGCAUCACCAGGAAGUGUUUCCGACACCUGGCCCUCGACUACGUACUUCAGAUUAACGUCCUUCAAGCCAAGAAGAAGUUUGAGAUCCUAGAUGCUAUGCUAUCCUUCAUGCAUGCCCAGUACUCCCUCUUUCAGCAGGGCUACAACCUGCUGGAUGAGAUUGACCCCUACAUGAAGAAGCUGGCUGCUGAGUUGGAUCAGUUGGUGAUUGACUCGGCCAUGGAGAAGAGGGAUAUGGAACACAAGCACGCCACCGUACAGCAGAGGACUCUCAUGCAGGACUUCUCGUAUGACGACUCAAAGGUGGAGUUGUUCAACGUGGACGCUCCCAAUGGCGUGGUGAUGGAGGGGUACCUGUUCAAGAGGGCCAGCAAUGCUUUCAAGACCUGGAACCGGCGGUGGUUUUCCAUCCAGAACAGUCAGCUGGUCUAUCAGAAGAAGCUGAAGGAUUCCCUGACGGUGGUGGUGGAGGACCUCAGGCUUUGCUCUGUCAAGCCCUGUGAGGACAUCGAGAGGAGGUUCUGCUUCGAGGUUGUCUCCCCCACCAAGAGUUGUAUGCUCCAAGCGGAGUCAGACAAGCUUCGGCUAGCCUGGAUCCAAGCAGUGCAGGCCAGCAUUGCCUCGGCAUACAGGGAGAGCCCAGACUACCAUUAUGUCGAGCGCCUGGACAGGACCGCCUCGCCGUCUGUCAGCAGUAUCGACUCGGCCAGUGAGCCUCGGGAGCGUAGCAUGAGGGGGGAGAGUAUUCUGCACCGCAUCCAGUGUCUCCCGGGCAACGAGUAUUGCUGUGACUGUGGCCAGGCUGACCCGCGCUGGGCCUCCAUCAACCUGGGCAUCCUGCUUUGCAUCGAGUGCUCCGGCAUCCACAGGAGUUUGGGGGUUCACUGCUCCAAGGUGCGCUCUCUAACGUUGGACUCAUGGGAACCUGAGUUACUCAAGUUAAUGUGCGAGCUGGGAAACAGUGUCAUCAACCACAUCUAUGAGGGAGCAUGUGAGGAGCAGGGCCUGAAGAAACCAGGGCCCUCAAGUUCCAGGCAAGAGAAGGAGGCGUGGAUCAAAUCUAAGUACGUGGAGAAGAAGUUCCUGAAGAAGUUGGGGGCCACCGAGGUGCUGGUGAACGGCGGGCGAAAGUCAGCGCGCCGGUGGAGUGUGAAGAAGUGCCGGAGACACAACAGUGCCACCACAGUGCCCAAGACUCGACGGAAAUAUCGCCAGGAGCUUGGUAGCGCCUCCCCUGCCACCCUCUCCUCGGCGGCUUCAGCUCUAGAGAGGAAGUUCCGGCGAGAGUCACUGUUUUGUCCAGAUGAGCUGGACAACCUCUUCUCUUACUUCGACACGGGAUCUGGGCCUCGUAGUCUGAGCAGUGACAGUGGCCUGGGGGGCAGUACAGACGGCAGCACAGACAUCCUAGUGUUCGGCUCAGUGGUGGACAGUGUCACAGAGGAGGAGCGUGAGGUGUCAGAGGACUCUAGCGGAGAGGCUGAGAUGGAGCCGGAGCCUGAGACCCAGUCGGACCCAGAGGAUAGGCGUGAGCUCCACCCUGGGGCGCUGCUCUACAAGGCCUCCCAGGCACGCAACCUGCCCGUCAUGGCCGAGGCCCUGGCCCACGGGGCUGAGGUCAACUCCAUCAACGACGAGGAUGAUGGCAAGAGCCCACUCAUACAGGCUGUGAUUGGGGGCUCUUUGAUAGCCUGUGAGUUCCUGCUCCAGAAUGCAGCUGACGUCAACCAAAGAGACGCAAAGGGGAGGGGGCCACUGCACCACGCCACAUAUCUGGGACACACAGGGCAGGUGUGUUUGUUCCUGAAGAGAGGAGCCACGCAGAACGACGGGGACGACGAUGGCCAGGACCCUCUGAGUAUCGCUGUGCAGGCAGCCAACGCAGACAUCGUCACCUUGUUGCGUCUGGCCAGGAUGAACGAGGAGAUGCGGGAGUCGGAGGGACCGUUCGGCCAGCCAGGUCAAUACCCCACCAGCAGCCCCACUGAACAGCAGUAUAAGAAAUGCAUACAAGAGUUUAUCUGUCUCAACAUAGCUGAGUGCUAGAAGUCAGUCACACUUCCUGGUCCAGUUCAGUCUUUCCCUUUCUGGUCAUGGUUGGAGGGGAAGCCAAUAGCAUACCAGGUCUGUGGCGGGACAGGCCUGUCGGGAAUCUUGUGCAGGAAGGAACGUAGUCCAAAACACACAUUUCUCUACCAGAUUCCCUACACGCUGCUGUCCCUCCCAGCUUUAUGGUUCUUCUCUUAAAAAACCUGUUUCACCCAGUGCUGCAGACUAACAUUGUUCAAACGAGGCCAGACCAGAAUAUGCCAACUACUAUUCCUUAUCAACGGCAUAGGAUGUCAGUAUCAUUAACUCUUAUCAUGAUGUCAAAACUGUACUGUUGACUUGGACUGGCAACAUUUAGUUCAGAGUUAGGUCAUUUGUCAACAAAUGGUUAGGGACCAACUUUAUAAUCGACUUUCUAAGUGAAUUUAAAUCAUAAUGUAACCUAACUAAUAACCAUGUCAAGUGGAUUAAUUCAGCUGCUCUUUAUUCAUUUGGAGAGGGGACAGGUGUUUGCGUGCGGUUUUCAAGGUAGGUUAGUGUGCUCCGAACCAAAGACCAGAUCAGACCAAUAUGCUGCACGAUACUUUCAUCAAGCUACUCUGCCUGCUCAUGUAACAAUACCAAAGCAGCACAUGGGUAGUCUUGUCAAGGGUAUAAAAACAGACCUUAAUUUCAAGGCCUGUAAAGUUGUUGUCGUUCUAGCUUGUCGGUUCUGCUCCAGCUGUGUUGUGUUGUGGCAUGAGGUGGUUCUUCAGUACACGCACACUGUGUGAAAAAAAAGAGGCGUGUACUUGUGAAUUUCAUUAUGGUGAUUAGCCAGCAUAACAAUGAAGCUAAGGAACAACUGUGAUUGAGUGUAGAUGAUAUGGAUUAUUUUAUCAUUUCAUAGAUUUUUAAAGCAACAUUAUGCACUUUUCCUACCAACAAUGAUUUGAAUUUAAUUUAGUUACUUUUCGGUAUUUUCAUUUAGUAGUGUAGGUUUUCUCCCUUAAUUUAUGAUGAACUGCCCAGAGCAAUAGUGCAAUGAUAAUUUAAAUACAGAUAAUCUGUAUUUUUUUGUAUUAAUUUUAUCAAUACGAUGCAGAUGGUAUUUUUUUAACUGGAUAUAUUUUGUUAGGUUUUAUUUUCCUGAGCACUCACACGCACAAGGCCAGUUAACCUUCACUGUCAUUUCUUCACCUCUCUUCUUGGAAAAGACAACCACAACUCACAAUCUUAUAAUAGAAAAUGACCGAGAUUUACCUUAAACUGCGAUGAGAUGGAAGUUUUUUUUUAUAUAUAAUAUGAAAACUCACAUGUAUUGGGUACAGUAUUUGUAUAUGUUUGUCGAAAAUAUUGACUUAUUAUGGUAUUCUGAUGUAUUAUGGCUAUACAGUAUUAGAUUAGUUCUGGGUUUCGUGGUUGAAUAGUGCAUGGGUUGCCGGUGCCCAGGUCUUUCAAAGCCAUGUUGGUUUCGUUUACUUCAUUAAUCUGUGUAUGGUAAUAUUUUAUAUAUUGUUAAAAGAAAAUAACUGCGUGAUAUGCUGCCAAAUCAUGACAUAAAAAGACAUUACAGAUCAGUUAGAUCUGUGGUCUAUAAUCAAACUGAAACUAAAAACGGAUAUAUUGGAUAGAAUACCCCAUAAUAUACAGGCAUAGUUUCCCAGGCCUAUGAGAACUGGAGAGAAAGAUUGGUCCAUGCAAAUAUCCCAGCUUUCCCUCUAGCUCCUCUGAAUACCAACAGAAUACCCCCUCCUCUGUAAGCACUGCCCGUGUACACACUAUACAUGCCGUGUGUACAUAGCGAGAGGGUGACCACAGUGCCCAGGUUUAAUUUGAUACUGUGCAGUUGCUUACUACCAUUUUGAAAUCAUCUUAAACAGGAAAUGUAAUUAGUUGUAGUCGCUUAAGGCUAGUAACAACUUAUGCUUAAGGCUAGUAACAACUUAUGACCACACAAAGUUCAAGUCAUUUGAGGAGAAAAUAAUGAGUAGAAAAGAAGACGAGACCAAGAGUAGUGACUCUUAUGAAAUAUCUGGGAAACAAUGUUAUGACUAAACAAUGCCGAUGAUUUGCAUCAAGCCACUAAAAAGGUUUACAUGUUGUACAGUGUAUGAGUCAGUGGAUUGAUUAAACUAUUGGUUGACUAGGUGACUGUUCUGCUGUAAAUAUGCUAAAAACUAUUAACACUUAACUGCUUGCUUCUAUCUUCUGUAUUUUCAUUUUUGUGUUUCUGACUUAAAUCUGUACGUUUUCUUUGUAUAUUGUUAGAGAACACGUGUCUCUGGAUAUCUUUGUGCAAGUUACACUUACUGCUACCGUUUUAUGUUCAUUCCCUUUUCCUAAUAUCUUCUAAAAUGAGAAAAUACUGAAAAUAAAUUAAAGAUGUGAUUCAAAGCCUGA